Molecule: messenger RNA, 3945 nt
Organism: Cryptotermes secundus
Lineage: Eukaryota; Metazoa; Arthropoda; Insecta; Blattodea; Kalotermitidae
Gene: Cyp303a1
Product: probable cytochrome P450 303a1
Exons: 9
Coding region: 1-1500 (499 amino acids)
Biological process (GO): xenobiotic metabolic process
Cellular component (GO): cytoplasm; intracellular membrane-bounded organelle
Molecular function (GO): heme binding; iron ion binding; oxidoreductase activity, acting on paired donors, with incorporation or reduction of molecular oxygen, reduced flavin or flavoprotein as one donor, and incorporation of one atom of oxygen
Source: RefSeq, a predicted model, not a curated record
AUGUGGCUUGUGCUGCUGCUCUUUGUCAUUAUACUGGGACUCUUUGUUUACUAUGACACAAAGAAACCAAAGAACUUCCCUCCAGGUCCACCAUGGGUGCCAGUGCUGGGGAGCGCCCUCCAUGUGAACAGGUUACGCAAGCAAACAGGCUACCUGUACCGUGCUACUGCCGAGUUGGCAAAUUGCUAUGGCCCAGUGGUGGGGCUUCGAGUGGGCAAGGACCGACAAGUUGUCCUCUGUGGUUAUGAAGCCAUCAAGGAAAUGCUGUCACGUGAGGAGUUUGAUGGCAGGCCUCAGGGUCUCUUCUACGAGACCAGAACAUGGGGUAAACGAAGAGGUGUGUUGCUGACGGAUGAGGAGUUCUGGCAGGAGCAGCGUCGCUUUGUGCUGCGACAUCUCAAGGAGUUUGGUUUUGGGCGUCGCACCAUGGCAGAACUAGUGGAGGAAGAGGCUAGGCAACUUGUCCAAGCGUUCCAAAAAAGACUGGAGGGCUUCCAGAAUGCAGGUGUGGUGAUGUCAAUGCAUAAUGCCUUUGGUGUGUAUGUGCUCAACACUCUGUGGUCCAUAUUGGCUGGAAUCCGCUUCAGCCAUUCAGAUCUGGAGCUGAAGAAACUACAGGGUCUGCUCACAGAACUCUUUGCCAACAUUGAUAUGGUGGGCUGCCUCUUCAGCCAGUUCCCUGUGUUGCGCUUCCUUGCACCUGAGUUCUCCGGCUACAAGCAGUUCCUUUACAUUCACCAAAGGGUGUGGCAUUAUCUCAAGGCAGAACUGGAUAAGCACAAGGCGACUUUCCAGCCGGCUGAACUGCGUGACUUCAUGGAUGCCUACUUGAAGAUUCUUAUGUCAGAUCAGAAGAAGUCUAGCUUCUCAGAGUCUCAGCUGCUGGCAAUCUGCAUGGACAUGUUCAUGGCUGGGUCUGAGACCACCACAAAGUCACUGGGAUUCUGUUUCCUCUACCUAUUGCUCUACCCUGAUGUACAGCGCCGUGCCCAGGCUGAGAUUGAUGCUGUAGUAGGGCGAGAAAGACUGCCGUCCCUCAGCGACAGACCCAAGAUGCCGUACAUGGAGGCCAUUGUGCUGGAGUCAGUACGAAUGUUCAUGGGAAGAACGUUUAGCAUUCCCCACAGAGCUUUGAAAGACACAGAGCUCCAGGGUUACCACAUUCCAAAGGAUACCAUGGUCAUAUGCAACUUCAAUGGUACUCUCAUGAACAAAGACAUCUGGGGAGAUCCUGAUGUCUUCCGGCCCGACCGCUUCAUAGAUUCACAGGGAAGCAUUUUCAUUCCUGAUCAGUACACGCCGUUUGGAUUUGGUAAGCACCGGUGCAUGGGAGAGACACUGGCCAAGUCCAAUGUGUUUCUCUUCACAGCAUCACUUCUUCAGAACUUCAACUUCAGUAUUCCACCAAGCUCAUUGCCCCCAACCACAGAAGCGGUUGACGGAGUCACACCAUCACCAAAACCUUUCCAUGCACUUGUGACUCCCCGUGCAGUGGACUGAGUGAUUCUCCUUCGUAGGGGCAUGUGUCCCUUUACAUAUUAUCCCUCACAAGACUGAGAAACAUCAGAUUGUGACAGGAAAAAGCGAAUUUGGAAAUCAGUGAACUUCUUGAGAAGCUGAACAAUUCUACGUGAGAUCUGAGGUUCUCGUGUUGGUGACUAUAAAGAUUACUUUGUUCCGGUAUGUGAUGUUGUGCAGCAUGGUAGAUAGGUACCAACUUUUGAACCUCCCCCCUUCCAUAUACAGGGUCAAAGAAGGAAGAAAGGUUCUUCCAGUCUUGAUAACUAUCUACCAACCUACAUGAUGUCACAUACCAGAAGACCGCAAUCAUAGUUAUAUAGUUAUAGAAAUAGAAUGGAGUGCCAUAACUAAAAUGCACUAGAAGCUUCACUCUCCUCAUCCUGUAAAGAACUCCACACACCCUCCUUACCUUCACAGAAUGACAAUUUGCAAUAUCACAAUUUCUCACAAUCCUCCAUAGAACUGAUUCCUUUUUCAGAGCCCAACAGUUGCUCAGCCCCUAUAAGAUAGUCCCAGCAUUGUAUAGAAACCAAACGUUCAUUACUAUGUUCACAAGAGCCCCACCGUUGGUCUGUAUUCUAGGCCAGAUGACUCCAGCUCACACCCUCACAUCCUAUUUUUUAAGCUUCAUUUUAAUAUUGUACUACAUCUAAAGCUAAGUGUUCCUAGCAGCCACUUUCUUUCAGGCUCUUCUACCAAAAACCUUGUAUGUACUACUUUUCCAUGCAUGCUACAUGCCAUACUCAUUACAUCCUCUUUUUAUGUGAUCAUAUUAAUAAUAUUUGGCUCUAAUUGUUCUGAUUAAAAAAUUAUCAUGACAGUUGUUAUUGGCUCUUCACAGAAGCUUUCUAUAAAACUGCACAGGUGUUAGCAAAAUGACACACUUCAUAUCAUCUCUGUUUUGUUCGCUGCUAUAUCAGUAAUUCAACAGAAUGCUGGUAAAAUUAAUACUUCCUGGAACUGAACACCCCUCCACCUAUAUAGAUACAUGGGGAGAGCGGAGUUGACAUUCCACCCCAGAACACAAUUUCCUGGACAUCAUCCAUCACGUUAUUCCAAAAACUAGAAUAGAGUGUUUUCGGAGAUGUCUUUGCUCCCAUCUUCAGGUUGGGGAGGUACCUACACAGUUGGACCCAUUACACACAGUUAAUAUCAGUUACUUUUAUCUAUAAUUUAAUGACACUGUCAGCAGCUGUACAGAGUCACAUGGUAACAAUGAUUAAUGAAUGAGGCAUUAGAAAGGCCAUGGAUUGAGAUACUAUCUUGGCAGUUGCCUGGAGAGACUUGACAAAACCACGAAAAUUCUCAAUCAUGACAGUUGAAGUCCUGGCUGGGAUUUGAGCAAGGCAUCCCCUGAAUGCAAGUUAGAAGUGUUACUGUCUGACACAGCCAACUUUAAAGUGGUCCAGUGACUCAGAUUCACUUGACCCAGUGAUAAAACUGGGUAGGUACCCUCCCCCCCCAAAUUUGAGAAUGGGGGCAGAUCCAGCAGCCAAAACACUGUGCUGCAGUUUUUACAAUAUCAAAUGACAAAGUCUGUAAACCUAGCAACACUCUGUACAAUGCACCUCUGUUAGAACACUUUUUUCUAUAAGACAGAUUUAUUAUCUCCAAGAGCACAGGCCAUACAGAAUGUUUCCUUAAAACUUACAGAAUAUAAAUGUAAUUGUACAGAAACGUUGAAUCUAUGUGAUACAGAAAACUGGUCAUAUAAAUGCUUUAACACAUUCACAGCCAAUCCUGUUACCUGACAAGUUCAUGUUUACCAUCAGUCAGAGACAAGUUUGUCAGGUGAUGAGAUGUAUCCACAGAUUUCACUCAAAUGCACAGAAACUUUAAGCAUAGGUUCUUCAAGCUUCAAUGAGCAGACACAUACAGCAAUAGUCAACUGCUUUUCGUUUGUUCUCUUACACUUCUGAUUCAAAACAUAAUAAAGCCAAAAUUCAGUGUUUGGGAACAAAUGGCUGGCCCAGCAGGUAACACCCCAGCAUUGGUGCAUGAAUGUGUUAAGGAUCCUAGUGGUAUGCAAUCCUUCUCCUUACAACCCCCUUCAAUCACACAUUAGCAAAGUAAGACAAAAUAAACAGUGCAAGCAACAGCCAUUAAAAAUAUGCCUUGCCACAUUUACAGAGACAUCACAUCACAAAGAACUUUUGUCUUCUUUUUUAAACUUACUCAUUAAAUGUCUGUAGUGUUUUGCAAAUUGCUACACAUACAGGAGCAAGGAACUGUUGAAUCAUGGGUGUGGAAAUGUCAGGGAUAACAGUAUAUAGACAAACACAAUUCAGCAGUUCCCAAACUGCAGCAUCUACACACUGGCCAACACAAGGCACCACUUGGUUGCAGAAGUAAUCAAACUUGAACUUCCAUCCUAUUCAGUUUCAAUACCUUGUACAAUAUUUACUGUCUGUGUUAAAAAAAAAA